Molecule: messenger RNA, 264 nt
Organism: Colletotrichum tamarilloi
Lineage: Eukaryota; Fungi; Ascomycota; Sordariomycetes; Glomerellales; Glomerellaceae
Exons: 1
Coding region: 1-264 (87 amino acids)
Source: RefSeq, a predicted model, not a curated record
AUGCUGAAGACGACGCAUGCGACAAUGCAGGAUGUUUCAACGUCUGCAAUCAUGACAGAAAACGGGCAUAGUGGGGGUUGCGCCGCGAGUGGUGGGCUAGUUCCGAGAUGGCCAGUUGAAAUUGUAGGUAUCCUAGCGACAGAGCAUAAAUCAGAGCCAAAUUCUGACAGUCGUAUAUCGUCAGAAUGUCGCCGUCAUACUGUGAUAUCUAAGGGAGGAUACCGAGAGUCUCCCGACGCGGAAAGCCCUGCAAAGGUUUUUUAG